AUGUGGCUCUACCUGGCUACCUUAGUGGGGCUUUACUUCUUUCGCCGAUGGUACCGGGAGAGACAGACUGUGGACAAGCAGACAGAGAAAUACGUCUUCAUCACUGGCUGCGACACUGGCUUAGGCAACCAGCUGGCCAGGCAGCUGGAUUUGAAGGGCCUGCGGGUGCUGGCAGCUUGCUUUACUGAGAAGGGGGCAGAGCAACUGGAAAAGGCAUCAUCACAGCGCCUGAAAACCAUCCUGCUGGAUAUUACCAGUCCUGACAGCGUUGCCAAAGCCACCCAGUGGGUGAAGGAGCAAGUGAGGAGCAAAGGACUUUGGGGCUUAGUGAACAGUGCAGGAAUAGCAAUCCCAAUAGCCCCCAAUGAGUGGCUGACCAAGGAUGACUUUUGGAGUGUGCUGGAGGUCAACCUGUUACGAACAAUCAACGUGACGCUGCACAUGCUGCCUCUAGUGAGGAAAGCCCUGGGAAGGAUUGUCACUGUGACCAGCGCAGGAGGAAGGAAGGCUUUCAGCAGAGGUGGCUACAGCCCUUCCAAAUUUGGGUUGGAAGCUUUUUCUGACAGUCUCAGGCGUGAACUAUGUAUUUUUGUAGUCAAAGUCAGCAUCGUUGAGCCAGGGUUUUUUAACACAGGAAUGAAUAAAAGGGAAAAGGAAGUGAUGCAGAGCCUGUGGGGCAAGCUGCCAAUUGAGACCAAAGCAAUCUACGGGCAGCAGUAUUGGGACACCUUCAUCAAGAACUUUGCUCAUGACUUCCACCUGGCCACAGACUGCAUGGAGCACGCACUGACCUCCUGCUACCCCCGCAGCCGUUAUUCUGCAAGUUGGGAUGCCAAAUUUGUCAUAUCCUUUUCUUACUUGCCAGCCUCACUUGUGGACUACCUUGUGGCUCUUGGCCAGCCUAAGCUAGCCCAGACUGUUUUUUGA
This is a messenger RNA of Hemicordylus capensis (graceful crag lizard), 927 nucleotides long. Its product is annotated as 17-beta-hydroxysteroid dehydrogenase type 6-like. Bases 1 to 927 code for a protein of 308 amino acids. The record is from RefSeq and is a predicted model, not a curated record. Lineage: Eukaryota; Metazoa; Chordata; Lepidosauria; Squamata; Cordylidae. The transcript has 4 exons.